This is a messenger RNA of Drosophila teissieri, 637 nucleotides long. RefSeq names its product pupal cuticle protein Edg-78E-like. NCBI's taxonomy places the organism in Eukaryota, Metazoa, Arthropoda, Insecta, Diptera, Drosophilidae. The coding region runs from base 229 to 612 and encodes 127 amino acids. The transcript is spliced from 2 exons. The record is from RefSeq and is a predicted model, not a curated record. Gene Ontology annotation, cellular component: chitin-based extracellular matrix. Gene Ontology annotation, molecular function: structural constituent of chitin-based larval cuticle.
GGAGCUCCAUAUCUUGCAUUAAUGAAUGAAAACAUGUGGCCAAAAGCAGUUUAUUGGGCGAAAUAUGGGUCGCUCUGCAUGCCCGACUUGUUUGCAUAUUCGGAGUCUGUGUCUGCAUGCUCUGUGUUGGCUUUGUCUUUGACUAUCGGAUCGGAGCACUAUAAAUAGUCAAUCGGGGGCCCAGAGUGACAGCAUUAGCCCCUCGGUCAACAAACCAGCAGCAGCAACAUGUACAAGCUCCUCCUCGUCGUCGCCCUCUUCGGAUGCGCCCUGGCCGCGCCACUGAACGAUGAUGUCAUCACCAAGUUCCUGGCCAACCAGGAUACGGACGGCACCUACGCCUACGACAUCGAGCAGGCUAGCGGUAUCCAGAUUAAGGAGCAGGGUCUUGCCGGCCACAAUGCUCAGGGAUCCUUCUCCUACACCUCCCCCGAGGGCAUUCCCGUCCAGGUGGUGUACACCGCCGACGAGUUCGGCUUCCACCCUCAGUCCAACUUGCUGCCCACUCCCCCACCAAUCCCAGAGGAGAUCCUGCAAUCCAUCCGCUACAUCCAGGAGCACCCCACUCCUGAGGAGCUGGCCGAUCGUGAAGUUCGCGCCCGUCAGAUCUAGAAAAGGAUUGACAAUAGUAAUCUUA